CCCUAUUUAAGUUCUCAUAAAGAUAUUGUGAAGAGAAAUAAUCUACGAAUGUCUCAAAAGUGGGUCAUUAAUGAGCACAACAAAACUUUUUUGAAGUGGUUCAAACAACAGGUUCAAAAUGACAAUACAACUUCUGAUACAUUAAAUUGGCUAGCAAGUGAGCCAAACUAUGAUGUCUUAUGCUGGAGUGGGUAUGAUAUAAACAAUUAUACAUUUCAUACAAAAGACGAAGAUGAAAAAAGCACCACACAUAAUAGUGGAGUAAUGGUUGUAGCUAAAUCAAUGCAUUUCUCAAGUUCAAAGGAUAAAUAUCCGAUUAUGGCCUCAAUGUGCUACUUUGGUGUAAUUGAAGAUAUUUGGGUAAUAGAUUACAUAAGUUUCAGAGUACCUAUUUUUAAAUGUAAGUGGGUUGAUGGUAAUACUGGCGUGAAGACUGAUGAUCUAGGUUUUACCUUGGUUGACCUAGAAAAGGAAGGUUAUACUAAAGAGCCAUUCAUCAUGGCAUCUCAAGCAAAACAAGUGUUUUAUGUCACUGAUCCCGCUAACAAAAGAUGGUCAGUGGUUCUCCAAGGCAGAACCAUACAUUAUACUGAUUACAUUGAUGAAUUGAUACUUGAUAUUAGCGAAACUCCAUCCUUCUCAUCAAAUAUGCCGACCUUGAAUGUCGACAAUGAAGUAGAUGAUGUUCAUGUCGUACGUGAUGACCACAAUGAAGGGUUAUGGGAGAACAUUCUAACUUGACCCAUUUAUUUAUGUGCUCAUAAACUUGUGUGCGGCUUUUCUUCACGCUCUUCAUCUUUCUCAGUUCAAGUUAAUUGGUGGGUAGGUUCAAAGUUUUGAUCUGAAGCCAUUACAAACAAGAUAACCUAAUAUCCAUUGCUUUCAGGGAAAUGCCCGGUGACACACCAUUUGGUGACCUUCCACCUUCACAAGGUGGGGACAAGAUUCAUACAUGUACCAAAAAAAAUGGUAGGCGUGGAACUAGGUUGAGGGAGUUAACAGUCAGUCGUAGUGCGGAUCAAAGAUUGCCUAUCCAAUUUGAUAUGCAAACUGGUAAAGCUUUGAGAGAUAAUAGCACAAAAUUCACCAGCUAUGUGGCCUUGCUUGGUAGGAGCAAGUCAUCCAUUCUUAUAGAUGAUUGGGACCAUGUUCCAGAGACAGUAAAGAAUCAGAUUUGGCUAAGUGUCCAAGUCACAUAUGAUGUCCCAAAUAGUAAUCUGUUGAGGACGAAAUGGAUUUCAUUUGCUGGGGAACGAUGGAAGGGUUUUAAGACGGACCUUACAAGUCGUUAUAUCUAUGGUCCCUUAAGUGAUAAAAACCCUUGUGAGAAGUAUUCGUUCCUUGAUGAAGACACAUGGCAGGCUUUUAAGGAAAGGCUAAGAGGAAAGCUGCACAAGAGAUAGCAAGAAAGAAUGUCCACCCCCAUAGAUUGUCUCGUGGGGGUUAUGAUAAAUUGGAGCAGAAGAUGAUGAAAGAGGCAUCUGCCUCUAAUUCCAGUGGGACUACUGUUACUCAUCCUCCUCGUCAUGAUAAAUGGAAAAGAGCUCGUCAAAAACCAACAGGGGAUUACAUAUCUGUAGAAACAGAAAGCGUAGCUAGGCGUACUGAUGAACUGGUCGAGCAAAGCACACAAGGAUCAUUCAUUCCACAGGGGCGUGAGGACAUAUUGGCAGUUGCCAUUGGUCGUCUAGAGCAUCCUGGACGUGUUCGUGGUGUUGGAAAAUUUGUAGGCAUCCGUCAAUUCUUUGGUCCUCCAUCAGCUAAUCAUAAUAAAGUAAAUAUCAAUGAGGAAGUUAUCAUGUCCAUCAAAGAAGAAAUGAGAGAACAAAUGAGGGAGGAAAUUAGGGAGGAGAUUAAGAAGGAGAUGAAGAAAGAGUACUUUGAUAUGAAGGCACAAUUGUUAUCAGACAUGAGAGCAGAGUUAGCCUCUCCCUCAGCCCAGCCUUGUAAUCCUCAUCAACAACCUUCUAUUAUUUGUGUAAGCACAAAGGGGAGUUGUGAUGUUCCUCUUGAAGAGGCUUCUCUCAUUGGUGAUGCAGAUUACGAGUUGUUCAUUGAUGAUCUCCUGCAGUCCUUGGUGGCUUUAGGUAAAAUGUAUGCAUUGGGGUCAACAAUACACCAUGCAACCAUUGCAGAUGAUAUGAUGAGAGUAGUGGUUGUAGAUGUUCGAGAUGCUACUGCUCCAGUCCCAGUGCCCACUCAAGAGGUUAAGACAGUGGGGCAGGCCCCUGGAAAUUUUAUCCUUUGGCCAGUUAGAUUAGCAAAAGUAAUUGCAAAGGAGCAGAUUAGAGUACAAGAAAAGGAAGAUGUGAAUGAAUCAUUACCACAACAGACAAUUCUAGAACGACUUGGUGCAAUGGUAGCGACUAUCGCCUUGCAACCUAUACAAUUAGAAAUGCCUCCCCAAGCCACAAAUAGGACCUUCAACACCCCUUUUUUUAUAUGUCAAAAGGAUAUUUUUGAAGUUCUCUCUAGCACUGAUAUGUUAUGUAUAUCAGUAAUACAACUUUGGUUGUUGUAUUUACAUCGUAGAUGCACUGAGAAGAAGAAUGAUCACAUAUAUGGAUUUAUUGAUCCUAUUGCCAUUCAAGGUGUUGGGAAUAAAAGUGAAGAGGUUCAAAAGUACCUAUUAGAGGCAUUUGAUGUUGGGAAAAAAGAAGUGUACUUAGCGCCUUAUUUGCAGCAGGGUCAUUGGCAGUUGUUGGUAAUUCUUCCUCAGAAGUUUGUUGUGGUUCUUUUGUGUUCAUUACAGAAGAAGCCUAACACUCUGAAAAUUAAAAGUACUUUACAAGCAGCGGUUGAGGCUCAUUCUAGGUUGCAGGGACAACAAAUCACUUCUAGAAAGAAGUUGCAGUUCAUUGCGCCAACUUGCUCACGUCAACCGGGAAGCUAUGAGUGUGGAUAUUAUACCAUGAGGCACAUGCAUAGAAUCAUAUCCGCAAACAUUGUUGACUCAUGGGAUAUGAUUUUCAAUGACACAUCUCCAAUGGAUCAAGGAGUCUUGAAGGAAGUUCGUGAGCAGUGGGCUUCGUUUCUUUUAAGUGUUUAUAUAAGAUGAUGUUAGGUGUUUUAUGACUUAUAUAGUAAUUUGUUUUGGAGUAGUAUUAUAUUUUAUAUAAACAUUAG
Messenger RNA from Vigna unguiculata (cowpea), 3126 nucleotides. RefSeq lists its product as uncharacterized. The record is from RefSeq and is a predicted model, not a curated record. Gene Ontology annotation, biological process: proteolysis. Gene Ontology annotation, molecular function: cysteine-type peptidase activity. NCBI's taxonomy places the organism in Eukaryota, Viridiplantae, Streptophyta, Magnoliopsida, Fabales, Fabaceae.